Camellia sinensis is the source of this 1514-nucleotide messenger RNA. RefSeq lists its product as uncharacterized. The record is from RefSeq and is a predicted model, not a curated record. Lineage: Eukaryota; Viridiplantae; Streptophyta; Magnoliopsida; Ericales; Theaceae.
GGACCACAGAAACUCAACAAAUCCGUUUGAUAUGGACGCCACAAUAAAUAGUCAGUCAAAUGAAUUUCCCAACUACGACAACAUCACGACGGAGAUGGAUUCAAGUGGGGAAAGCUUGGAGACCGAGGACAGCGUAGACAGCGAGGACAGUCUGGAUAGCGCUAAUAUUGAGGACAGUGAAGACAGUAUUGCAGCGCAGUUGAGGUCGUCAUUUAUUGCAUCGGACGAUGAUGACAUGGACUUUGCCAUGGUAUGCCAGAUGUGGGAAUCAACCAAUGGAAUUCUGGGGAAGCAGCCCCAACGGACAUGUCUGUACACUGGAGAAAUGUACGCUCAACAUUUAUUGAAUGGUCGUCCGCGCACAAUUCGGGAGGUCUUGCGGAUGGAUGCACCAACGUUCAGGUCCCUUUGUGAUGAAUUGAAACGCAGAGAGUUCAUAAAGGUGGACAAGAACAAGUUAUCUAUAGAGCAAUCGCUUGCUAUAUUUUUAUAUGUAUGUGGACAUAGUGAAAGACAUAGACUUGCGGCUGAUCGUUUUCAACACUCAACGGAAACCAUUCACCGACAUUUCAAAAUUGUGAUGAGAGCAUUGUGUCGUCUUGCUGUCCUUAUCAUUCGACCUCCUGACCCGAAUGUUGUUCCUCCUGAAAUUCGAAACAACCCGAAGCGUUACCCAUGGUUGAAGGACUAUAUUGGGGCAAUCGAUGGUACGCACAUUGCGGAGCAUGCACCUGCUUCAAAGAGAACUGCAUAUCUUGGUAGGAAGGUUGCACUAACACAAAACGUUCUUGCAGCAUGCUCAUUUGACCUCAAAUUUACUUUUGUUUAUCCCGGUUGGGAAGGUAGUGCAAUUGAUUCACGAGUGUUAUCUGAUGCGCUUACACGCCCCGAUGUAUCCUUCUCGCUUCCUCCUACAGGUAAAUAUUACUUGGUCGAUGCGGGUUUCACAAAUAUGACGGGAUUCCUCGCACCAUAUCGUUCAGAACGCUAUCAUUUGGACCAAUUUGGUGGAUGUCGACGUCGUCCAAAUGGGUAUAAGGAGUUGUUUAAUUAUCGGCAUUCAUCACUAAGAAAUAUGAUAGAACGAAGCUUUGGGGUGUUGAAGAAUCGUUUUCCUAUAUUGAGAUCUAUGCCGAACUACAUGCAAGUGUGGCAAGGCACAAUAGUUACAGCAUGUUGUGCUUGUCACAACUGGAUUCGCAUGCACUCUGCAAAUGAUCCAUGGUUCAAUAGGUGCGGUAAUGCACGUGCGGGGCAAGCAGUACCCGCAACUCCUGCGGCAGGAAUUUCCAAUGAAGCAGAUGAAGUCAUGAAUGAAACGGUUCAACUUCGUGAUGAAAUUGCGACAGCAAUGUGGAACAACCAUAGGGUUCAUCCAUAGUACCACAUUAAACUUGUCAUUUGUAUUGUUCAGUUGGAUAAUCUUUUGUGGUUAGAUUUAUGUAAGACCUAAGAAGUUUGUUUGACUUAUGUGUUGCGGUUGAACAUAUGGAUAUAUGUAAUCACCCUUGAUG